AUGAGUUAUAUUAGUAAAUGUGAUUGCGGUAAAUUAAGUUCUUCAAUGAAUGAUUUAAAUUGGAGUAGACAUGUUAACUCAUGUAAAGUACGAAAAUUUAAAAGAAACUCACAUGACAUAAAAUCUUUUUUUUCUGGAAGCAAUAAAAAAAGCAAAUUGACUCACCAAAUUACUGAUGCAAAAAAUACUCUUGUUGAUUUAAAUGAAGAACCAGUACAUAAAGAAUCUUUGAUUAAAUCUGAACUUCAACAAGAUACUGAGAUAAAUACAUGUUUGGAAAAAAAAGCUCUUGUUGAUUUAAACAAUGAUUUAAAUGAAGAACCAGUACAUAAAGAAUCUUCGAUUGAACUUGUCGAAUGUGAACUUCAACAAGAUACUGAGAUAAACACAUGUUUGGAAAAUAAAGGUAUAUACUUAUAUUAUUCAUCAUAA
Metopolophium dirhodum (rose-grain aphid) is the source of this 432-nucleotide messenger RNA. RefSeq lists its product as uncharacterized. The record is from RefSeq and is a predicted model, not a curated record. NCBI's taxonomy places the organism in Eukaryota, Metazoa, Arthropoda, Insecta, Hemiptera, Aphididae. The transcript has 4 exons. The coding region runs from base 1 to 432 and encodes 143 amino acids.